Anopheles aquasalis is the source of this 852-nucleotide messenger RNA. It is a transcript of the gene RabX5, whose product is annotated as RAS oncogene family member RabX5. NCBI's taxonomy places the organism in Eukaryota, Metazoa, Arthropoda, Insecta, Diptera, Culicidae. The record is from RefSeq and is a predicted model, not a curated record. Gene Ontology annotation, molecular function: GTPase activity; GTP binding.
AUGCCACUGUAUCGGAAACACAAAAGCUCCGGUCGACCGAAGCUCCCCCGGACCAGCUACGAGGUGCUGAACAACAACGUCGACUAUGGGACGCGCCAGAUCGACCACUAUCCACGGCCGUACAGCUGCCAGGUAACACCGUACCGGGAGCUGGACUUUAGUGAACGGACAAAGCGUGCCGCCCAAGCCGUCGUUCCGUUCCUGCUCGGUCCGUGCAAGGCCAUCUUCAUCGGUGACGUAGCGACCGGGAAGACAUCGCUAGUUCACCGGUUCUGUCACGAAUCGUUCGAGGGCAACGAUUAUACCGCGACGAUCGGGCUCGACUUUGAGGUCGAACGGUUCCAGGUGCUCAACCAAGCGUACACUCUGCAGAUCUGGGAUACGGCUGGGCAUGAGCGGUUCAAGUGUAUCGCCCAGUCGUACUACCGCAAUGCCAGUGCCAUCGUGGUGGUGUUCGAUAUGACGCGGCCGGACUCACUACUCAACGGGAAACGAUGGUUAGAUGAGGCACUUCGGCUCAAUAGCCGCACCCCGGUACUCAAGUUCCUCGUCGGUACCAAGAAGGAUCUUCUGGACGAUCAAGCGCUCUGUGAUAUCGAGCUAGAGGCAAUCAAGAUGGCGUACGAGAUCAAUGCCGAGUACUGGCCGGUAUCGGCGCGGACUGGCGAGAACGUAACGAAGCUCUUCCGCCGUUUAACCGCGCUCGCCUUCGAUUACGGUGUGCAGCGAGCGAUGGAGACGAACGAAUCGCUACUUCAACCACCGGGCAACAGUUUAUUGAAUCUCUACUUCUUGCGGAAGGAGAAGAAGGAGAAGAAGUUUCUCAAAUGUUUCAACUGCACAAUAAAUUAA